UCUACUUUAAAAAAAUCCCGGCUUUCCUCCAUGUUAGAUGUGAAAUGGAAAAUGGGAAGGAUUUAGAAGAAAUCCCUGGUGUCUCCAGCCAAGUUGGAGAAAGGGAGGAAAGAGGUAAAGCUUCAAGCUGCUAUCUUUCAAGAUCACAGUAAACUCCCAGAUCUCUAGGAAAAUGAGAGUGUCUUGAUUCAAACGGACAGGGGAAAGACAAGUUAUUUUAUUUUUCUUUCAAAGUGGACAUUCUCUUUCUUAACCAGCAUGGUAAAGUGAGAGGGCAAAGAGCAGCAACCUGGAAAAUGUCAAAUCUGAGCCAAGAGUACCCAGCUAAGUGAGGGUAAACACGGAACUUGGGCGCUCAUUCGCUUUUUCUUCAUGCGCUCCUAGAAGAACUUGGAGAGAAAAGAAUAGUCCCAGUAAGAAUGAAUUGCAAAGAGGACCGAGAACACAGUGGUUGCCCCAGCGAGGAUGUAAAGAAACCACUAAAGUGUGUAGUGGUCGGAGAUGGUGCAGUGGGGAAAACCUGCUUACUGAUGAGUUACGCCAAUGACGCCUUCCCAGAGGAGUACGUUCCUACUGUGUUUGACCACUAUGCAGUUACUGUGACGGUGGGAGGCAAGCAGCACUUACUUGGACUAUAUGACACAGCAGGACAGGAGGACUACAACCAACUGAGACCACUCUCCUACCCCAAUACCGAUGUAUUUCUCAUCUGUUUUUCUGUUGUAAAUCCUGCCUCUUAUCACAAUGUCCAGGAAGAAUGGGUACCAGAACUGAAAGGCUGUAUGCCUCAUGUCCCUUUUGUCCUCAUAGGAACACAGAUUGAUCUUCGGGAUGACCCCAAAACAUUGGCUAGGCUGUUCUACAUGAAAGAGAAACCCCUCACUUAUGAGCAUGGAGUGAAGCUUGCCAAGGCGAUUGGAGCACAGUGCUACUUGGAAUGCUCAGCUCUGACACAAAAAGGCCUUAAAACAGUCUUUGAUGAAGCAAUACUCGCCAUUUUUCAUCCCAAAAAGAAGAAACAGCAUUGUUCUAGAUGUUGCCACAGCUGCUGCACCAUUGCAUGAGAUUAUUUGAGAUACUGUUCCAAGAGUGCACAGGAGUGAGGAUGCCAGUCCAUCCUGGGGACUCCCAUGGGAGGCCCCCUGGAGGAAGUACAUGACCAGAGGAGGAAUUCACUUCAAACCAAGAUCUUCCUCCAAUCUGUGAGACUUCACAUUUGUCAAGCCAAAUAUUCUUUUCUUCCUCAAGUCCCAUACUCUUAAAAAAAAAUACACUGAGCCAAUAUUAGUCAGAACAGCUGUUGCUGAUGUUGAAAACAAAAUCAAAAGCAAUCAAACCUUAGAGACAAAUUCAGUUACAGUUUGGCAGCUUUAAUAUAUGUCGUUACCAAUAUACACAAAUCCAAUACAAAGUAAUCAAUAAUUUUUUCCUUGAACUACCGUUCUAUCCACAUUUAUCUAACAGAUAUGCAAUGUUUCAAGAAACUUAUUCUAUCCUGAUUUAUCCCACUACUUAGCCUAUGCUGUGUCUGUUCACUAACAUUUUAUAUUUCAGUGUUCACACCAAAGACUUCAGAAUCAACAUUUACCUCCAAUCUCACUUCUGAAUAUAUGAAGCCAAAGAAAACUUUAAGACUAUCAAAUUAUCUAUACAUUGAUAGAGUCAUGUUUCUAACCAAGAAAGAAAGCUAUGGGAAUUUUUACAGACUUCAACUAAAAAAAAAAUGUGUCCUUAUUUUUGCCAAAAGUGCUUAUGUAAAAAUCAAGAUAUACUGGGGUCUUAUGGGUUGACUGUCAACUUAUUUAAUGAUGGGAUUUUAAAGCCAGGAGAGUUCCUGGAGAUGACCUAAUACAAUUUCUUCAUCUUACAGAGGAGGAAAAUGAAGCUCAGAGAAGCUUAGAGUUUUGCCUGAAGUGAUUCAUGGAUCAAAGAGAUCUCUGUUUCACACCCAAUUUGGAGAAACGGGACAGUUCCAGGAAAUAUCUAAAAGUGGGCAAAAUUAGUCUUCUCAAUUUUCAUUCUCCCUUUUUGCCUACAGUGGCACCUCUUCAUCCUUGCACUUGUCAAAACCUACUUCCAAAGAAUUUGAAAAUCUUCACCCUGAAUUGGAAAGGUCUGAUUUAAUGCAAUUAAAUUCACCAAGAUUUUAAUUAACUACACAAAACCCUGUCAAGAUAUUGCCUAUUCUUCCUGGAUUAUUGUACUAUAAUAGGCUACAGAGCCCUAAAUAGGACAGAACAACCAUGACUUUACCCCAAAUUUAGAUGAUGCAAAAAAAUUACUUCUUAAGAAAAAAAUGAAUCUAACAGCUAGUUCUCUAGAAAAAUUAUUUAGAAUAAAGAGCCACUAGAUAAAUAACACUCAUCUGGGAACUGUUGUAAACAUGGUUCCUUUCUCACUCAAACUGAUUUAUCUUAAUUAUUUCCUUUUUUAUAUUGCAAAGAUGAUUUAAGGGUAUAGUUUCAUGCUGCCUGCCCCAAACAUCAGAAUUACUAGUUAUGUUUCUGUUAGGCAGAUACAUCCUGAAGCUACAGAGUGAAAAAGCUUCCACAGCAGAAUUUCAAACAUCCACUGGCACAUAUAAGAGUUAUUUGUUGGAUCAGCGGGACAUUCCCAGCCAUCCAGAGUUAUGACACAGAGUUAUCUAUCUGCUCUGCCUAUGUGGAAGUCCUUUCCUAGGACUACUAAACAGCAAGCAAGGCUCAGAAAAUCUCUAGAGAUCAGCCAUGUUUGACUGAAAGGAUUUUAUCACUUUCUAUUAAUUGUCUAACUUGCAAUAGCUUCUCCUGGUUGUUGCAGAAUACAUCGUAUUCUAUGUGAGUAGCUUUCCUCAGUAGGGCUUUCUUAGGGUGAGAUGCAUUUUUUCCUAUUGCUGAUUCUCCCUUCUCUCUAUACUUAUCAUCACAGAUAACUUUUCAGGAGAUGAGUUGGUUCCAUAUUCAGUCUUAACCUUUUCUCUAAGAUUCUCUCUGGCACCAAUCUUUAUUUUCCUCCACAAUAGAGAAAGUUACUGCUAUACUCUUAAUUAGAAACAAUAAGAACUUAUUAAUCCAUUUUAUAAAUACCCCGGAAACACCUAAGGAAUAUCUUUAUUUUAUUUAUCUCUUACUUUUUCUUAAAGGUCUAUUCUCAGACAAAGAAUGAAAAUAUUUAUACUUCUGAAUACUGCCAGGCCCAAAUGGUAUUAGAGAAGAACUGUCUAUGAGGUAGCUACAGGAAGAGAGAUGCAGACUUGGAAUAAAGUCACAUGAGAAGUAAAGAAACAAAUUGCAGAGGAUAGGAUCAUUUGUUACUUGGGAAUUUUCCUACAAAGCUGAUCUAUCUUUCAUAUUACUGCCUGGAUAUAUAGGAAGUAUCUAAUAUUGUCUUGUUCUUUUCCUCUUCCAUCCCUCUUUUCUUUCAUUUUUAAACCAUGUUUUCUUACCUGAUCCCUUCUCUAACAUAUGCCUCUAUUAUACAAAAAUAGGAAAUCUGAAAGUGGAAUAUUGAUAGUGAGAGGGAACAGAGUACUUUAAGCUUUUGCAACUAGAAAUCCAUAGGUUAUAAAAUAUGACUCUAUAGAGACCAAUUUUAUCUUGUUUGUGCAGUAAUGAUUAUUUAGCAGGGUUACAAAUGAGAUAUCAUUGGCAGAGUUUUGCUAUGAUAUUGCACACUAGCUUCUUGCUAAAUAGUGUCUAAUUAGCAUUUGCUGGUGUGAUCUUUUAAAUGGAGUGACAUUCAGUAGCUACACUGAAAAAUUUUUUCAGGAUUUAUUCUUCUCUCUCUAGGUUUGCAUCCGCAUACAUACCCGGGCAAUGGGGAUUAAUUUUCUUAUUGUAUAAAUGUGUCUUCCUUUAUUCUUUCAAAUCCUGGAAAUGAAUUUAGUGUUUUAAAAAAGAAGUAACUAGUCAGUCUUAGGAUUUGAAGCUGGAAGGUUCAUCAGAGUUCACCUGUUCUAGAAGACUAAUCUCUCUGAUUUUACAGAGGAAAAUGAGACCAGGAAGGGGAAGGUUCAAGAUCUUAGGGGAUGUAAGUAGAAGAACCAGAAUUUAAAACAAGAUCUGCUCAUUCUAAAUUCUUCCAAACCACACUGCUUCUUGUUAAAUCCAAAGAAGGAAUGAAAAGUCCUAUAUAAUCUUGCCUCCCAGACUUCAAAUCAAUUUUCAAUUCAAUUAAAGUUGAAUUGAAAAUGCUUAUGUGAACUAAUCCCUCCACCUCAACAUCAAUCACUUGUUCCCUAAUUAAUGGCAGAACCAGGUUCAUUGUGUUUCUUUACACAUAUAUGCACAAAGACCAUCUCUAACUAUCUCAUUCUAUGAAUGAGGAAACUGAGACUUAGAGAGGUUACAUGACUUUGUCAAGUUCAUGCAGCUAAUUAGUGGCGGGAGCACUAAUUAGUGACUCCCAAAGUAAUGGCAAAUUAAUAUAUAGCUCAAAUUCACAGUUAUAAAAUCAGUUGAAUGAAUGAAUAGAUGGAUAACUGAAUAAUUUAAAAGCUUCCCUAGAUAUAGAUGUCAAAGUUUGGUCAAUCUGAGAAUGGUUGCUUUUGAAUGUUUUGGGAGGAAAUCUAUUUGCAUGAAUAUCUUUUCUUUUUAAAUUGUCUGAUUUGGGCAAACCUUAUGAAAAAUUGUAUAUCAAGGUGUGAAAUCUCCAGGAGGAGUAAUAAUUAGACAUGCCUUUUAAAUACUAACAAGAUUCACCGUGAAAGCAUGGACUAUGGUUAGUGGUAUUUCCAUCUAUAGUUGAUUGUCCAGUCUUAAUUGGGGGAAAUUUCUUUGGGAAAUCUGCCAAAGCAGUUCUUGCUCACUUGUGAAUAACUAGAAUAUAAGUAUACUCUAGCAUUCCAGUUUUAAAAUUUCACUGCUGUAAAUUACCACAAAAUUUUAAUGGAUAACUAGUUUCUUCUUUUUGUUUUCUCAAAGAGGCAGUUAAGUCAAAACUAAGCCUUUUUUUUCUUUUAAUCGAGUUCUACUCUGGCAAAUCUGUACUAUAUGAUUUUGAAUUUGAUGGUGACUCAAGAUAGAGUUAAUGUUCAAGCAAGAGCCAUUUAGUUUUAUUUUUAGUCACAGUUUUCUCAACCAAUCUUUCAUGUGCUGAGCAAAGAUCAAGGGAAGUAACUGCCUAGGAAAUUGCUUAUAUGGGAUAUGAGGUAGUAUUAUUAGAGAAAGUGGAAUGGCUGAGCACUGGGUCUAAGGAUCAACAUUUUGUCAAACUGCCAUAGGUCCUUAGUCACUCAGUGUCUCAAUGGUUCUCUUUUGAAAGGAGAAAAAAAUUCUCUCAGAACAGAAAGGUUUUUUUUUAUUGAAGCUUGGAAAAAAAAUCAUAAACUUAAAGCUUCAAGGGAUAUUAGAGGCCAACCCCUUCAUUUUACAGAUGAGGAAAUUGAGAUCCAGAGAGAUUUUAAAAAAACUUGCUCAGAUUCACACAGACAGAAAGAGACUGAGACAAAAUACAAACCCAGACCUUCUUAUUAUUUUCAGAAUUUUACCUACCCAACAAGUUCUUUACAUCAAAGACGUAUUUAACCAGCCAGAUUUUCCCUUCAGAGGAGAGUAUUUACUUUAAGACCUAUAAUUUAAUAAAUGUAGAUAUCCUCUCCAUUACUAAAAUUAUGUAGUCGAUUAUUAGGCAUCUAAUCGGAGCAUUUCCAGUUUGUACUCUAUUGAUACAGCCUUUAAGCCAUUUUUCCACAACAAGUACAUUACUUACUUGGGGGAAGAAAUUUAAAAAUUUGGCAUUCUUUUGGUCAACCUGAGUGGUGACUUUUUAAUGUAUUGGGACAAUUGAGCAUCGGGACAAUUGAAUGCACCGGCAAAAUGUUUAUUUACUUUAGCAUCAGGUUGUCAAGAAGUAGCUUGUUUUACACAACAAUAUUUCCUCUACAAGAUUUCACUGGCACAAGUGAGUUCAUUUGCUUUCUACAUCUCAGUUUUCUCAUAUGUAAGAUGAGACAGUUGAAGGAGAUGACUAUGUUCACUUAACAUUUCUAAAUUUAUGAUCCCAUGAUCUGCUUCUCUUCUGGAAUAUCAUAUGUUCUUUUUUCCCAGAAAGUCAUAAGCUGUGAGCCAAGCUGAAGAUUCCUUACUUUCAACUGCCCGAUUAGACAGUAAAAAAACACAGAUAUGUGAUAUGGAAAUGUCACUACAUACACACAUUCUUAGUGAAGCUUGGACAGGGACAUCUUAAAAAUAUUCCCUAGGCUGAUACUCAAAUUAACUACAUAAACCAGCCAAUUUAAAAAACUGCUGCUCUCUUUUAUUUUAUUUAUCCCUUGGGAUUCUUGCUAAACUCAGUUCCCAUCUAACAGUGAUGGGUGAAUGACCAAACAAACCUCUCAUGGACCAUUACACCAAAUAAAGAGAAAGUAGAAUUGUUUUGAUAGAAGCCAAGUUGGAAGAAACAAAGGUCAGAGAUGCCAUUGAGUUUCUCUGAUGUUUAUUUAAAAGGAAAGAAAAAAAUUACCAAGCAAAAAAUAAAUAUUUCCUAUCCAGCAUAUAAUAAGUUCUUUUCACUGGGAUCUGGUGCAAAAUAAUGAAGCUGCUACCAGUCUUAUAGAGAACCUUGAUAAAACUCAAAUGUGAGAACCAAACAAAAGUGAGUGAAAGAAGCUGAAUAAACUUAUUCGCCUCAUGGAUCAGGAGAGGCUACAUCCUAGGAUGACAAGAUAAUGACUUAGUCUCCAACAUGGCAUAUUCUGAACAUUGUAUUAAAGGCAUUAUCUUCCUGAAGGAACUCCAACUCCAGAGUUUCUUGACAAUUUAUUCAUUCAUUCAACAAAUAAUUUUUUUUAAGUAUGACUAGUUGCUAGUCAGAUUCUUCAGCUAGCAUCUUGCCCUCUAAUUAAACUCAUUUUUUGUGAGUAAGGAACAUCUAGAGAGCAAGACAUAGCCACUUAUCUCAGGAUUCAUAAACUGUGGUGAUAAUUCUUUCCAUGUACUCCAAAAGACUCUAGAAAUUUUUCUUGAUCAUUAGUGAUCAGUAUCUUUGUAUCUCUGCAUCAAAACCAGAGUCUCCAUUGUUCUGAUUCAUAUGGCAGAGUAUUCACAGUGGGUCUCAUAUAUUAUUUGAAGGGUCUAUUCCUUCUCACAAUGGUUUGUAUUAUACUUAUUCUCCAAAUAUUAAUUAUAUUAGUCCAGAUACCAUUUGUUUUUAAUGGAUGUAACUCAGGAUAUGACGGUGACAUACAGCAUGAAUUCCUAUGCUUUGUUAGCUACAGGUCCGGAAAACAUAAAACAGCUCCUUAAAGAAGUACUAAGUAUUCUCUCAUGGGAUGGCUUUUUAUUUUCAAUCAAUAAAUAUUUAUUAAAUACCUACUACUUUUAGAACUCACUGUUCAGGCCCUGCCUAUGGAAAGAUUGCAAACUUCUUUGAAAAUUUUCAGCAAUUUACAAUAGUAGAAUGUAAGAAGUCUUGAUCCUAGAAUCCAAAGGACUUGCAUUUUAACUCCUACUUUGAACCCUUACUAGUUGUAAGAUCCUGGAUACUUAACCUCCUUGACCUCAUCUUCCCAUUAUGUAAAAAAUGAAUAAUAAUAUCACCUCCAGGGCUAUUGUGAUAUUCAGAUACGAGAAGCAUUUUGCAAACACUAAAGUGUUUGAAGUACAAAUAUCAAAUAUCAUUUUAAAAUCCAAAAUGAACCCUCACUCAAGGUUGGCUUUAAUAGGGCAAAUUUACCACAAUUUCUUUUUCCCUAUAAGCAUUCAUAGACGUAUAUUUAUCUAAAUGGAAAUGUAUCUGUCUGCCUUCGGACUUUCACAAGAUUUCUCAGUGUAAUCAUCCAAUUACUUCCUUUUCUGAUGCUUGUUUUCUUUUCAGGACAUUUGAAAAUCAGAAGGUAAAAAGGAGAGAGGCAACAAAUUUGGUGUAUAGAAUUGUUUUGUAUCACAGGCCCCACAACAUGCCUAUUUCGUGUGCUUUAUUCCCAAUCCCCUUACUUGCCUUUUCAUUUAUCUGGUGAGCUCUACUAUUCAAAUGAACAUUUUCUUACUGUAUUAAGCACAUCAAUGUUUGAUUCCCAAAGUCUGAUCCCUGAGUUUAGCACAGUUAUUCUCACCUCCAAAAUUCCCAUCUAGCAAACAGAUCAGGGCUAUGUAUUAAAUUCAACCUUGUGGCAAAGAAGGAUUUAACUUCAUCAAGCUCUAUAUUGCAACUUUGAUUUAAAAUUUACCAUGCUAGAAUCAGCAUUUGGAUGUCCAAAAACAAAUGGUUUGCUUAUUUAAAUGAGGAAAUACCUUGUUACUGGCUUCUUGAUCUGGUCCAAAAGUGAUCAAAAUUUCAUAUUUUAAAACAUUCCACAAAAUACAAAUAUGUUCAUUUUUGGUGGAGCCGGUAAUUAGUAUAACCAUUCUUCAGAAUAAUUUGAAAUUAUACAAAUAAAGUAGCAAAAAUGUUCAAAGUCUUUAACACCAAAAUUUCUCCAUUAUAUUUGUACCACUAGGAGAUAGGUGACAAAAUGAAAGGCUCUAUAUACAGCAAAAUAUUUAUUACAGAAUUUUUACCAGUAAUAAAGAACAGGACAUAAAAAUAGAUGUUUCCUAUUGAGAGAUGAUAACGAAAUUAUUGUUAUUUUAACACAUUAAUGUUAUGGAAUAUUAAUAUGUGAUAAGAGAAGACCAAGAUAAAGCAUGAACAGAAAAACAUGAACUUACAUGAACUGAUGCAAAUUAACUACAAUAUCUACAAUAUCUACAAUACAAUAACUACAACAUCUUAAAUGGAAAGAAUAACCAUAAUAAAAUAAUAAUAAAUUAAUCUUGCAAAAUUACAAAGGACAAGUUUACACCCAAAGAAAAAAAUAAAAUACCUCAUCCACUCCUUUGCAAAGGUGUAGAAUAUUGUAUGCAAUGUGAAUUUUUUUCAAAGUAUUGAUCAUUUUGACUGAUUUUUUCCUCUUCUUCCUCUUUUUUCUUUAAAUAAGUUUCUUUGGUAUAAGGGAUGAUUCCCUGAGAGACGGGAAGGAUGCAAAGGGAAAUGCAGGUAUUAUUUUUUUUUAAAAGCUUUCAAUGAAAGUCUAUUAAAAAUAGAAAAAAAAUUACAACAAAUCAGGACCAUGGCAUUAGUAUUGGUAUUUUUUAAAUUAGAAAGAGAACAAAAUUUUACUUUUUUAAGGAAACUGGAUUUUAAAUUUUACCGAGUCAAAUAGAUUCCAAAGGAUAGUAUCCUCUGUGUAAAUUUGAAGAGGGCAAAGGGGAGUGAGUUAAAAGACAUAAGUUAAAAACGCCCCAAUAGAUAUAGGCUAGAAAUUUAGGACUCUUUAUUUUGAUUCUAAUAUUUUUCAAUGUUGGAUCAGAUUUCUGAGGUCUAAAGAGAGGCAAUACACAUAAAACCAAAAAAAAAAUGUGAUAUUCAAUCACUUUAUUUUAUAUAGGAAUAAUUUUCAAACUAACAGGAUUAACAUUCUAUUUUAAAUACAUAAUUCUAUGUUUCUAUUUCCUUGAUAUAAUGACUAUUAACAAUUCUUUGAUAUCCUUUAUUAUAUGUGUACAUAGUAUAUUUUAAGAAAAUAAAUAUUGUUUCAAAUGUCAAAAAGCAUUUAAUGUUGCCAGCUGGGGUAGGGGGAAACCUGAAUGGGGAGGGGCAAAAGGCACUUUUUUUCUUUGAAUAAACAAUGCAGUUUUUAAAAUCGGGGGAAAUUUCUGUUUUGUUGCUCAGUCAUUUCAGUUGUGUCCAACUCUUUGUUAACCCAUUUUGAGGUUUUCUUGGCAGAAAUACUGGAAUGGUUUGCCAUUUCUCUCUCCAGCUCAUUUUAUAGGUAAGAAAACCGAAGUAAACGGGGUAAAGUCACUAGCCCAGGGUCGCACAACUAGUAAUUAUCUGAAAUAAAACUUGAACUCACAAAGAUGAGUUGACUAUAACUCCAAGCCCAGCAUUCUAACCACUGUGCCAGAAAUCUCUAUAGUUAAUUACAAAAAUGAAAAUGUUCAAGAUCAUUGCCAUAUAAAUUAUAGCUGAAUAAGGAACAGUCAUAUCAAAAACAGACUGGGAUUACAUUGGAAUGUUAAGAGUAAAUUGGGGUUUGGGGAGAGAGAAUAUAAGUACUUGAUAAAAGAACAAAGCUUUAGGAAGAUGGGUUAGCAUACAAAAUGGUCAGCUCUUAUAAUAUUUUAUAUAUUUCUGAUCCAUUAUUGACGCCCCAAACUGAAUCUCUGCUCCUUCAAGUCUAACCAUGUCACUCACUUGGUAGAGAAAUUUCAGUGACUCACUAUUGCCUCUGGUAAACUAUUUAGCUUAUUACUUAAAAUCCUUCCUCAUUUGUUCCUAGUCUACCAUGCCAGGUUUAUUGUAUAUAAUUCUACCAUCAUGAAAUCUUCAUUGCUGUUGAAUUGGCCAAACUUAUCCCCUCAAAAAUUGGGAUUCCAUCUCCCUCGUUGGUGUCUUUUGCAUAAGUCAUCCCCUAUGGCCCAAAUGUACUUCUUUAUCACCUCAGAGUAGAGUCAAUACCUACCUUCCUUCAAGACAUUUACUUUCAGCUUAUAUAUCUUUUCCUUUGGUACAGUAUUUCCUAAACCCUAUAGUCAAUAAGAUUUGCUACAUUCUUUUCAAAUUAUGGGUAUAGUUGUAUUUAUAUAUUCUAUUUACAUAGUAAAAUAUACACUUUAUGAAGACAGAACCUUUUUUUUGCUUUCCUUUUUAUUUAAACAAAAUUUGAUGCAUAUUUUUUUGACAGUGUCAAUUGAGGUUAAGUGACUUGUCCAGGGUCAUACAGCUAGGAAGUGUUAAGUGUCUGAGGUCAGAAUUGAACUCAGGUCCUUCUGACUUCAGGAUGAUUCUCUAUCUACUGCACCAACUAGCUGCCCCUGUUAUAUAAUUUUCUUAUUUUUGCAUUUCUCAUCAUACCCAUCUCACUCCCAUUCCAUCCCACUGAAAACCAUCUUUUUUUAAUCAUUUAAUUGUUUUACUUUUUCUGAUUAUACAUAUAUAUUAACUUUUUAAUACACAUUUCUUUAUGGAUCAUAUUGGGAGAGAAAAUUCAGAACAAAAUGGAAAAACCACAAGAGGCAAAAAAACAGAAAAAAGAUGCAAACAUAGCAUGUGUUGAUCUACAUUCAAAUUCCAUAAUUCUUUUUCUGGAUACAAAUGUCAUUUUCUAUUCAAAAUUUAUUGGAAUUGCCUUGGAUCAUAGAAUCACUGAGAAGAACCAAGUUUUUCAUAGCUGAUCUUCUUACAAUCUUGUUCUUACUAUGUAAAAUUUAUUCCUGGUUCUGCUUGUUUUGCUCAGCAUCAGUUCAUGUAAAUCUUUCCAGUCCUUUCUAAAAUCAACUUGUUCAUCAUUUUUUUAUAAAACAAUGAUAUUCCAUUACCUUCGUGAAUCACAAUUUAUUCAAUCAGAUGCCAUAACUAAUGGGCAUCUAUUUUCCAUUUUCCAAUUCUUUGCUACCACAAAAAGAGCAGUUUACAAACAUUUUUGCACAUGUGGGUCCUUUUCUCUCCUUUAUGAUUUCUUUAAGAUACAGAUCCAAUAGUGGCACUGCUGGGUCAAAGGAUAUACACAAUUUUACAGCUCUUUGGCCAUAGCUCCAAAUUGCUCUCUAGAAUGGUUGGAUCAUCUCACCACUCCACCAACAAUGCAUUAGAGUCCCAGUUUUCCUACAUCACCCCCAACACUUAUCAUAACCUUUUCCUGUCAUCUUAGCCAAUCUAAGAGGUGUGAGUGGUACUUCAGAGUUGUUUUAAUUUGCAUUUUUCUAAUCAGUAGUGAUUUUGAGCAUUUUUUCAUAUGACUAUAGAUGGCUUUAAUUUCAUCAUCUGAAAAUUAUCUCUUAAUAUCCUUAAUAGUGAAAAAAAGGAAAAUAAAUAAAGGUGGGGGAGGAAAGUUCAGUAAAAUUAAUCAGUUUUUAAAAACUGAUAUUAUAUUUAAAGUUCUACUCUAUGGUACCCUAUGUCUGCAAAGAAGAAAGGGAAUUAUUCCUUCUUUGGGAUGGUUUUAUCAUAAUUCUGUAACAUUACAUUUUAAUUGUUUUGGUUUUGUUCUUUCCAUUUACAUUGCUUUAUUUCAUUUUGUAUUAUUGUUAUCUUGGUUUGGCUUAUCUUACUUCUCUUUGGUUCAUAAAAUCAUUCAAUGCUUCUCCAUAAUUAUUUCUUAUAGCACAGUAAUAAUUCAUUACAUUCAUAUUUAACCAUUCUCCAAUGAAUGGACAUCUAUUUUUGUUCCAGUUAAUUGCUACCAUAAAAAGUGCUACUAUAAAUACUUUGUAAUAUAUGGGAUCUUUCUUAUCAUUACUGACAUUUUUGGGUUAUGAGUAACUGAGGGAAUCUCUGGGAUCUCUGGAUAUAGACAUUUUAUAAUCUUUGCAUAAUUCUAAAUUCCUUUUCAGAAUUGGUUCAAUAAUUGUGAAAUUAUUUCCAAAAACUCCACCAAUAAUGUAUCAGUGCAUCUUUUCCACAGUCUCUGCAAUAUUGAUUAUUCUCAUAUUUUGUUAUUUUUUCCAAUGUAAUUGGAAACAAUAACAGAAUAGUUUUAUUUGCAUUUCUCUUACUGUUAGUGAACUUAAAUAUUCUUUUAUAUACUUGUUUUAAAAAUUGUUCAUAUCCUUCAUCAGUUAUAUUAGAAAACAACUUUUGGUCUUAAAUAUUUCUUUUCAUUAGCUAGAUACAUUUAGCAAUCAGAUCCUUAUCAGAUACAUUUCAAUAAAUUUUCUCCCAGUUGAUUUUCCCUUCUUAUUCAAGGUGCGAAACCUCCCUCAUGAAAAAGCUUUUCAAUUUUAUGAAAUUGAAACUAUCUAUUCUAUUUUUUGUAAUAAUCUCUGUCCUUUGUUUGAAUAGGAAUUCAUUCUCUGGCUAUAGUUAUGAAAGAUAUAUUAUCACUUUAUCCUCUAAUUUUGUUUAGCAUAAUCUUUAAUAUUCAGAUUGCAUAUCCAUUUUAAAUUUAGUAUAAUAUAUGGGAUAAUAUUUUCAUUUCAACCUAAUUUCUGCCAUAUUACUUUCCCAGCAAUUCUUGUUAAACAGAGAAUUCUUUCCUAAGUAAUCUAUAUUUUCAAGUUAAUCAAACAUAUAAUUCAAUUAUUUCUGAUUUCCUCUAUGUCUAGUCUAUUCCACUGAUCUACUUUUUAAAAAAUUUUAAAAAUUAUUUUGAUAAUUAUUGCUUUAUAAUGCGCUUCAGAGUCAGAAAGUCCUUUCUCCUUCUCAUUCCAACUGUUCCACAUUCUUUCAUUUUCUAGAUGUUUUGUUCAUGCAAAUGAUUUGCUAAUUUUUUUUUAGCUCAUUAAAAUAUGCCUUUGGUAAAUUGA
Messenger RNA from Antechinus flavipes (yellow-footed antechinus), 13205 nucleotides. RefSeq names its product ras homolog family member J (gene RHOJ). The transcript is spliced from 5 exons. The record is from RefSeq and is a predicted model, not a curated record. Bases 420 to 1064 code for a protein of 214 amino acids. Gene Ontology annotation, biological process: small GTPase-mediated signal transduction. Gene Ontology annotation, molecular function: GTPase activity; GTP binding. Lineage: Eukaryota; Metazoa; Chordata; Mammalia; Dasyuromorphia; Dasyuridae.